AUGCGUUCGCAUGAUACCCAUUUCGAGUAUGAAGUCGUCGCUGUGGUGGAUAAUGAGGCAAAUAUACAUACAGCACAUGAUCUACGCGGUGCAAAACUCUGUCAUCCUGGAUAUGGACUAGGCAACCAUUGGACUGAAGUGUUAGCCAAUUACUUUGAGUCAACUCUGAUCUCAAAAUCAUGUAAUCCGGACAUUUCGCUGACAGAAGACCGCAUUAGCGCUUCGGCUAAAUACUUUGGGCCCAGCUGCAAAGCCGGCCCAUGGGUGCCUGAUCCCACACAGGACCGAAUACUUAAGGACCGCUACCCGUCAUUUUGUCAACUGUGCUACGAUUCAUACCGUUGUGAUAUAGGUGACAAGCAUUGGGGCCGUCGUGGUGCGCUGUAUUGUCUCACUAAUGGUGUUGGAAACGUUGCUUGGGCGCGUCUGGAUGAUGUUCGUAGCCACUUCGGCUUAACAGGACUACCGGCGCAGGCAGAUCCUUCUGAGUAUAGUUAUCUCUGCGCCGACGGCCAUUUGCAGCCUAUCACCACCGAACGCCCAUGUGUUUGGGUAGCUAAGCCCUGGCCGGUAAUAGCUGCCCGGCGCACUCACGCUGCACAGAUCCAAAAUUUAGUAGCCGGUCUCAAUCACGACGACCCCAAUAGCUGGCAGAACGCAUUACUCAGUUUGCUCGAGAACUUCCACGUAGAGAUAGUUACACUUGAUAAUGUCAUUCCCAUCGAUGACUACCUGGAUCAGGCACCAGCUUUUCAGAGCGCUUACAGUUUCCCCGAAUGCAAUCCACCGCGCUCGAUCGUUUAUUGCACCACGUCGAUAAUUCAACAUAUUAAGUGUUCUUGGCUACAAGAAGCUUCCCAAGUGUACGGGGUCGAGCCGAAUAUUCAGUGUAUACGAUCUGACAGCAUUGACUCCUGCAUGGACGAUAUUAAAUUCAAGGCCGCUGAUGUGGUGUUGGUCGAUCAUGAAAACCGCAUUAGAGCACAGCGUGACUACAAUCUCGUCCCGAUACUUUACGAAUUCUCACAAGACAUGCACGAACGCUAUGCCAUAAUUGCAGUGGUGCAUAAGAACUCAAAACUAAAAUCAUUUUCUGAUCUUGAAGGAGCUAAACUUGAGUAG
Messenger RNA from Rhagoletis pomonella (apple maggot), 1122 nucleotides. RefSeq names its product transferrin-like. The record is from RefSeq and is a predicted model, not a curated record. The transcript is spliced from 4 exons. Gene Ontology annotation, cellular component: recycling endosome; plasma membrane; early endosome. NCBI's taxonomy places the organism in Eukaryota, Metazoa, Arthropoda, Insecta, Diptera, Tephritidae. Bases 1 to 1122 code for a protein of 373 amino acids. Gene Ontology annotation, biological process: iron ion transport.